Molecule: messenger RNA, 1634 nt
Organism: Sycon ciliatum
Lineage: Eukaryota; Metazoa; Porifera; Calcarea; Leucosolenida; Sycettidae
Product: iron-sulfur cluster co-chaperone protein HscB-like
Exons: 6
Coding region: 79-795 (238 amino acids)
Biological process (GO): protein complex oligomerization; [2Fe-2S] cluster assembly
Cellular component (GO): mitochondrion
Molecular function (GO): protein-folding chaperone binding; ATPase activator activity
Source: RefSeq, a predicted model, not a curated record
AAAUGGAGAGAAAGGAAAGGUUCAAAGAGUUGGAGAGGAUUUGUUUCAUGUUUUAGUUAGAAAACUUACCCAAUCAUUAUGUUCAGGGCAGGAUGCCACAGAAUGUUUGCUGCUGUGGCUGCCAGACAACCAGUGUGUUUGGGACCCGUGUUUCACACAUCCAGAUCUGCAGCACGCCAUUGUUCGAACACUUCUCCUCAGUCAUGCUGGAGCUGUGAUGACACGAUCGACGCUGAAGGAUUCUUCUGUGGCUGCGAGAAGAACGUCGUGCUACCAGUGAAUCCGAAGCGAGACUACUUUUCUAUUCUCGGCUGCACACGGUCAUUCACGCUGGACUCGGCUGAACUGCAGAAAUCGUUUCGCCGCCUGCAAACUCAGCUGCAUCCGGACAAGUUUUCGAAUCAACCUCAGCAAGCACAAACCUACUCCGCUGACCAGUCAUCACUCGUCAACAAUGCAUUCCAGACGCUAUCAUCGCCAUUAUCCCGCGGCCUCUACAUGCUGCAGCUGGGCAACAUGGCCGUGGAGGAUGGCACGACAUCGACCGACCAGACGUUUCUCAUGCACGUCAUGGACCUGAACGACUCCCUGGAUGCCAUCGAGUCGGAGCAGGAUCUCACGGAAUUCCUGCCCGAGGUUCAAGAGCUAAUCGAAUCCUGCACAGGAAAGGCCGCAGCAGCAUUCGAACAAGAAAACCUGGAGGUGGCUCGCGAACAGAUCUGUCAGCUGAAGUACUUUGUCAACUUGGAGCGACGCGCCAAGGACAAGCUGCUGGCUGCAGAUAUAGCUUCGUAGGCUGUGGGACGCGGCAAUAUCUGUUUGAGAAUCCUUACCGUCAGUAUACUAUGUAGUACACUUGUGCUGGUAACACUCUCAGUUCGGUCAAGUUCAGAGUCCAUAGCGUACGGAGCGUCGUGCCGAAGAGAACUGGUGGUCCAGAACGACGUAUGCACGCUGUUAACACUCCAGCACUGUUGCCCAGACCUCCUGCGGUCGGUCAGUCGGCCAAUCAGCGGCGGUAUGGGAGAAUCGUUUCCCCACACUCCAGUUCAGGCGUUCCUAUCCAAGGCUUCGUUUGAGCGGCAUAGACAUGACAGUGUAAUAUUGAGCAUUACAGUGAGCAGCGCUGAAGAGCAGUAGGGCUUGAAAACCAGCCCUGCGGUGUGCCUUCUGCAUGGCAGACCGUGUAUUCACCAAUGCAGGCAGACAGACUAGCUUGCAGCAUACUGUAUGAAGUAUGGCAGUCCAUCUAUUCUUGGUUGUCGUUUUCAACUUAUUUAGGUACUGUUACUCAAUUGGCUGUAGUCCCUCUGCCGCUGUGACUCAGAUGGGCGUAUCUGAAGGAGAUAAUCUCUCUCCCUCUCUCUCUCUCUUUCUCUAACAUAUCAAGCCCAUUCAUUUCUGAUAGGUGCUUGUGCACAGUUCUCGCCGUGCACUGGACCAACAUGAGUCACGUUCUGCACCGCGUGUGAAUAUUGAAUUCCUUGCGCUGGCAUGCUCUAGCUAUGCCAUGCUUUGGUAUCGAUGACUGCCCACGCGCAUAUUUAUAUAAAUUUUAUUUUAGAAUACCAGCAUGUGGAAAGUUUCGUUUGCUCUGUUUAGCUCGCAGUUUUGUGAUUGACUGUUAGACUGCC